ACUGUCUUUCCCUGUCCCCCACCUUUUGCCUCGAGUUUUCGCUUGUUGGCUUGGGAGAUAUCUUGUCGCUUCCCGCCCUGUCGCAGACGAAAUAAAAAAGGUCUUGUUGAAGACUGCGCAAUCGGUAGCUUGCUACGGAGUACCACGGAGCAAAGAGGCCAUGCACGUCCAGCUGGCGCAAUCUGGGGUCAUGUCGCGACUUGGCAUCAGCAUCAGGGGGGACCCGCCGAAGUACUCGGAUGCGGAUUCGGCUCCUGGUCUCUGGGACCAAGCCUUUUGCGGACUGGCCGACGACGACAGGAAGGAGCUGGAAAGCCUCAAGUCCGACGACAACCACAUGGAUCCGUCCGAGAUUGCGCGGAUAGCUCAGCGAAAACGGGACGAGUGCGUAAAGAAGCAGUGGAACCUCUACACGAACAAGGCGGGGGACCAGGUCAAGGUCCGGGAUUUGCUGUCGUCGGUGGUGAACUGGCUGAACCGGUUCAAGGAAGUCUGCGACGCGGCCGUGCAGUUCGAUCCCGUGCACGCGGCGCUGCCGUGGGCGGUGGUCAGGGGGCUGUUGAUGAUAGCCGUAAGCGAUGUGCAGACGUUCGGCACCAUGGUCGAGGGUGUCGAUCGAAUAUCAGCCUUGAUCACACGAUACGCAAAGCUCGAGUCGACGGUUCUCUUGCGGACUUGCGACCUCACCAGUCAACUGUCGUCUGCUUUGGUCAAGCUGUACGGUUCAGUGCUCAAGUAUCUUGCCAACACUUGUCGCUAUUACCGGAAAAGCACCCUGAAGAGGGCGCUGAAAAGUGUAGUCAACAGCACCAAAUCAAUGGUUGACGAGCCCCUGCUGCGCAUCGAGCACGACGAAGAAGAAGUUUUCAAGUUGGUUCAGCUUGUUCAGAAUGGGCUGAUUGGGGUCAAGCUUGACGACAUACUCGCAAGCAUACAGGAAAGCGUCAAAGCAGUACAAGUGACAGCCGCCAGCAUGCGUACCAAGCUCUCGGCGUGGUUGAACGGACCAGAGAGUAGCGGUACAUACGAAGCUUUGAUUCAAUAUCACCACCCUGGAACUUUCCAAUGGGCAUUGCAACUCGCCCAGUUCCGACUUUGGGCAUCGACCAACGAGUCGAGCCCAAAAGUUCUUUGGGUCCACGGCCCUGCUGGAUUCGGAAAGACGUUCAUGUCAGCGCAGAUGAUCAAGCAUCUGAAAAAGACCAUGACGCAGCCGCCUUGCUACUUUUUCUGCCUUGCAGACAAUCAGCUCACGCGCGACCCCUACCAGAUUCUCAGAUCGUGGCUGACACAGAUGCUCGACAACGACAAGGCCCUGCACAUUCUCAAUGGUGCGUCGGAGUCGCGCAGUCAGUCCGCCAAGCUGUCGCAUGUGGGUCUUUGGGAGUUGUUUGUGGCCGUCGGCUCUGCCAUUCCGGGCUGCACUUUUGUGAUUGACGGGUUCGAUGAGUGUAUCAACAUCGACAUUGGGGCACAGUACUGCGACAACAUACCUCGAGAGCUCUUCUUACGGGAUCUAAUGAUUCACCUGGCAAAGACAAAGUCUCGGGUCUUGGUCGUUAGCAGAGACACCCCAGACAUCAGGAGGUUCCUAGGGGUAGAGUCCCAGUCCGUCGCAUCCCCUGGCGUCUUGAAGCUCGAAUAUCAAAUCACGGCCAAGGACACGGGCGAAGACGUCAAGUCGUUUUCGGAGCACAUUAUCAACUCCAAACUCUUCAACAGAAACGCAGACCUGCGCCACAAGAUCGCGGCACAGGCGGCCGAACGGUCAGAGGGCAUGUUCCUCUGGAUCAAGCUUCUGGAGCAAAAGCUCUCGGGCGGACAAAACGCCAAACAACUGGCCAAGACGGUGACGCAGAUGCCAUCCGGCAUCAGCCAGGCUUACUCGCGGGAGCUCGACAGGAUAGUCAAGCUCCCCGAGGACGAAAAGAAGCAUGCGGUCAUGUUGCUCCGCUGGGUCAUGUUUGCCAUUCGUCCUCUUCAGGUCAAGCAGCUUGCCGAGGCGCUGGUGGUGUCUGGAGAGGAGGAGCUGGACGAGUAUCCCGAAGACGACCUUCCAGAUUGCUGGCAGCAUGGUUUCGUCGACGAGAGCUUUGUGCAGGAUAUGAUUCUAGCCCCUUGCGGGUCCUUGCUCCAAGUGAAAUCAGCCUCAGCCGAUACGCCCUUGGCUGAGCACACUGUACAUUUUGUGCACUUUUCCGUCAAGGAAUACCUCACCAGCCUAGCAGGACACGACAAGAACCAGCUUGGCUUUGACAAACCGGCUGUGGAGGAGUGGCGCCUGGCCAGCAUCUGUCUGCGUUAUCUCACCCUUGAAGUCUUCAAAGACACCGACUGUGAUUGGGAACAGUAUCCUUUCCUUUCGUAUGCCGGCUGGGCCUGGUAUUUCCCCAGCUUCCAGGCCAAGUCGUCGCCCCCGCAGGAUGCCAUUCAAAAGGCGAGGAGAAUCUUUGAUCCGUCGACGCCCAGCUGGGGUAUUUGGACACCCGUCAUGGACUCGGUCCUCGACUUUCACAGCGCGGCAGACGGCCUCGCUCUGCGGGCCAACCUGACCGCUACGGAAAGCAGGGCAGGAGACGUCGAGCCCGAAACGUACGAGACGGUAUCCGAGUCGUACUAUACCGAGGGCGAAGCCGAAGACGAAGACACGGAGGGCGAGUCACACACGAUGGAGAAUCACACGCUCGAUAGUGGAGACGGCAACGACGACCAAGAGGACGAGUUGCCCAAAGAUUCAAGCCCACCAGGCCAAGUCCCCAGCCCAGUCUACUACGCAGCCCUCCUAGGCCUCGAGGACAUGCUGAGCUGGCUCGAAGGACAAGGUCUCGACUUUGCUGCACCAGGCGGCCUCUUUGGCUUCCCACUGCAGGCCGCUGUCGUCGGGGGCAGCGAGAAGGCUGUUCGACACGUCCUCAAUUCGCCCGGUGUGCAGGUGUCGCAGCGGGGCGGAGUGUGCGGCACGGCCCUCAUAGCCGCCGUGGCAACCUCGCGGCACAAGAUGGCAGAGUUGCUGAUCCAAGCCGGUGCUUCUACGAAUGAUGUCGACGACAUCGGCGAGACUGCGUUGCAUUAUGUGACCACGACGAGAUCUGUUGAAACUGCAAGGCUUUUGCUGGACAAUAUGAGCGAGGGACAAGACAUCGACUCGGUCAAUGUUGAAGGUCGAACGGCACUGCACUGCGCGGUGGACAAUUCAUGUGGUGAAAUUGUCGCCUUGCUGCUGGAGAGAGGGGCCAACGUAAACACCAACGCCGCAAGCUACGGCCUCACCCCGCUGCACACAGCCAUCUACAACAAGGACGCUGCAAUGGUCAGCAGGCUGCUCGACUCGGGCGCAGACGCAGCCUGGAAGGACGAAGAAGGAUGGACCCCGCUGGAGGCAGCGGCUCACACGGGCAACGUGGACAUUGUGAACCUUGUCAUCGGAGCGGGGGCCAAGGUCGACGGAGACGAGGGCAUCCUCAGCGAUACCUCGCUGACCCCGCUCCAAAGGGCCAUAAUGGGUGACCACCUCGACGCUGCGAAAUGUCUGUGGGAGCACGGUGCCGACCUGAACAAGAAGAUGCGGUCGGGCGCCACAGCCCUCGAGGUUGCGGUCCGGUCCAACCGCGUCGGGGUCUUGAAAUGGAUCCUGGAGCAGGGGGCAUCCUUCAAGUUUAUAAACACAGAGUCGCUCUGCUCCGUGUUUGAAACCGCUGCUCAGCGUAGGUUCGUAGACGUCAUGCACGAGCUGGUCGCGGGGGGCGUCUUUCAGAUCUGUCCCAGGGGCGAACCCGGAACCGGCAGAGCUAGAGCGACCAAGUGGGACGACGACCACCUCGUCAUGCUGGCAUACAGCGGCGACGCAGACAGAGUCAGGUACCGACUGGCCGAGGCGUCCGGGUGCACCGAGCUCACAAUCGGGGAAGCUCUGCACGCCGCCUCGGCCAUGGGCCACCUGGAGACGGUGCGAGCGCUCCUGAACGGGCGACGACGGGCCCGCAUCAACGCGCGGGACGCGACCGGCCGCACCGCCCUCCACUACGCCGCCAACAGGCUGCAUGCAGCCGUCGUGGACCUGCUGGUGGACGCGGGGGCCGACGUCUCGCUCGAGGACGACGCCGGCUCGACGCCCAUCGACCUGGCCGUCAGGCACGGCACGCGGGCCCUGAGCAUAGCCCAGAAGCACAUGGACAACCACGGCCUCGCCAUCAGGCGCCGCCCCACCGUCAUGGCCGGCGCGGGCGGGCAGUCUGCCUCGGCGGUCCGGGACAUCCGGAGGAUGCUGUCUGGGUCGUGGGAGGGUCAGUACGACUACCUCACCUGGCGGAGGGGGAGGACCGAUCCCACCUCGAUCGAGAUACCUGCCAAGUCGGCAGAGGGCUUUGCCUUUUCGGGAGACGGCAGCGACGUGGUGGGGCCGUUCAAGUACCAUGGAUUCGUCGACCCCCUCGGCUUUGUCUGGUGGGUUAAAAUGUAUGAGGAGCUGGGGUGGCUAUACAAGGGCCGGCUGAGCGGCGAUGGGACCGUGCUCAAGGGGACGUGGGGGAGCAAUAGGAAGUUGUGGUAUGGGACGUUUGUGUUGAGGAAGCAAUCAUGAGUGGAGUUAUUAAGAGUUGGGCCGAAUAUGAUCGGGAUGAGAAACACUCGAGCAAACAACCAGUAUUCAGGCACUACCUUCUACACUGAGAGCAGUCCAUGUGCUAUUUGAAAUAUUUGAACAUCCUAUUCUCCCCAUCUUUGGUGCCGGUCAACUUGGAUGGUCAAGGCAGUGGCCAAAAGACAUAAAGUGACCUAUAAGUUACCGUACCCACAGUAGAUAAGGCUGAUAAAAGAUUAGGAUGUUGUGCAUAAUUGCGGCAUUCAGAACAGACUACUGCCAGCUUUGGAUAGACGAUAAAAUUAGGGUAAUAGAAUCAAUAGUGGAAUCCACCGUUGUAG
Messenger RNA from Pyricularia oryzae 70-15, 4920 nucleotides. RefSeq names its product ankyrin repeat and SOCS box protein 7. The coding region runs from base 161 to 4579 and encodes 1472 amino acids. The record is from RefSeq and is a predicted model, not a curated record. Lineage: Eukaryota; Fungi; Ascomycota; Sordariomycetes; Magnaporthales; Pyriculariaceae. Gene Ontology annotation, cellular component: cytoplasm. Gene Ontology annotation, molecular function: protein binding. The transcript is spliced from 3 exons.